Molecule: messenger RNA, 483 nt
Organism: Eimeria mitis
Lineage: Eukaryota; Apicomplexa; Conoidasida; Eucoccidiorida; Eimeriidae
Source: RefSeq, a predicted model, not a curated record
AUGUUCUUUAACUUUUUUCCAUUUGUUUAUUAUGUUGUAGGCAGAGGAGAACAAUACUUUGUUUUGCGGCUGUCUCCAGCAGCAGCAGCGCAGCUAUGGGAUCCACAGACAGGGGAAGUUUUAAACCUGUGCAGCAGCAACCCUUUUCCUCCUUCUGUUGCUGCUGCUGUUGCUGCUGCUGCUGCUGCUGCUACUCCUCAGCAGCAGCAGCAGCAACAGCAGCUGCUGCUGCAGCAGCUGCAGCUGUGGAAUGAGGAACUCGAUGUUCUAGCGGCCCUCAGAAAUGCAAACGCAGAAACAAAAACACUGCAGCAGCAACUUGCUGCUGUGCUGCCUGCUGCAGAGGCUUUUGCAGCAUCGCAGCACCGCAGUCUGCAGGAGCUACAGCAGCAGCAGCAGCAGCAGCAGUGGUUAGUGGAGACAGAUGCAGAUGAGCAGCAGGGGGGUGAUGCUGCUGUUAAGCAGGUGCUGCUGAGUGGUUAG